GCUUGUGCUGCUUGUGCUGCUUGUGCUGUGUUGUCGAGCGUGGUACGUCAUAUCGACACGCGUCGAGAUAAACACGACGCGCACUGACGUCGCAACCGCAAACUUACUGACAAUAUCCUUUAUAUUUUUGCACUUUCAGAGAAGCAAGAACUUGACGCAAGCUUCAGCAGCGACAGCCACAACUCCUCCACCCGCAUCCUCUCCAACGACGCGCGCGUCUGCGCGCAGAAACGGCAGGGUGUCGCAUGACGAUGAAGGUGCGAGGCCAUACAGCAACAGCGGCAAUCAAAACAGCAACAACGAUUCAGAAGUGAUUGGUGCCUCCGACUCUGGCCAGCAGCAGGAUAUGUCUGGGAUUGACAAAGCCGCGCGGGAGCAAUCGCUCUCGUCGCCGUUAUCCUCGCCUCCGACUUCCAUGAAUCUCGGCGACGGUUUAUCGAGCUCGAGUCCGUUGCCUGACCGGCAGGGAAGAGCUGGGAGCGGGGAGAACGAAGGAAUCCAGAAUAUUCAAGCGGAGCUGGUUUGCGAGAUAUGCAAUGAUCGAAGGCGAAGUAAAAACUAUCAGCUUUGCACCGAGUGCAAUGUCUCAAGAGUUCAUGUCGACUGCCUGAAACGUACAUUGUCGUCUUCGACAACCGACUGGACAUGUUCGAGUUGCCAGCCUCUAGCUCUUCGCGAAGUACCCAGGACCCGAUCUCUACGCUCUUUACACCCUGACUCUACGCGUCAAACCACCGCUGAUGUCUCAACAAAUAUCUUCGAGAAUCCCGAAGCCGUCGUGUCUGCAGAGCAGAACGUCGUAUCGGAGGAUCAACUUUCCAACGCGGAAGUUGAUGACGACGCUAUAGAAAAUACUCUGCCCGCGCCAAUGAUUGACCCCGCUCUCCUGGGCUCAGACGCAGGCUUCGAGCCCGCCCAACUCAACCCAACCACCUUCGACACGCCACCAGGAGACCAAGCGAGCGAAUUCGCAGAUCUGCCUCAGGACAACUCGUUCCUAGGUCCGGCGGAUUACAGUCAACUGUAUACGCAACCUAUAGAGGCCGCGCCUGUGCCUAAUCGGUCGCUGCGCACGCGGAUUCCAACAGCACUUGUGACACCAGAGGUUGAGGAGAUAAUUCUGCAGUCUGCACGGGCAACGCGGUCGGCCUCACGGCCUGCUGAAACAAUGCCUGCAACUCUCCAACCAACCCCGGCGUCAGCGCGUCCGAGCACAUAUCCCAUCUCUGCAGAUACGCCCAAACGCGGUCGAGGCCGGCCUCGCAUCUACCCAAUCGAUCUGCCGCGUUCACAACGACAGCAACAACCUGAAAAACGCCAACGUACUCACGAACCUUCUGCAGAGCGGGACUCUGCUUCUGCUUCUGAAAGUACGCGGCUUACCGUGAGUUUACGCGUGCGCGCGCCCUCGCACCCGCCACCACCACCACCACCACCAUCAGCGCCUGCGCACGAGAGUGUUCAGCCGAUACAUUUGCGUCUGACUACGACGCACCCAUUCCGGUCCGGGAAAUCUCACGGCUCAAAACUGGUGGCAUUCGAAAAGACCCAGUACUCGUAUAUCGCAAAGUUCAAUCUCGUGCAACUUGCCAAUCACAUCAACAUCUACGAGAACAACCUCGCCAUUUCGGGGUACAUGUCCUUUGAUCAAAAAGAGCGGAACGUCUACCUUUAUAGAAAAUCCGCUGCCAGCGCGUCCGGUAGCGGAAGACGAGCAUUCAUGACAGACAACAGCAAGAUUGAGAAGCCGUACGGUGGAAUCCUAACGCCGAGCCAGGCCGACACGACGCGCACGCUGCCGGGACCGCUGGAUAGGAUGAUGUUUGGCAAGACGAUGUUGCUGACGAAGCAAAAGGAAAAGAUCGAACGGCGGCAUGCGAGAUCGGCGAGUGCGGCAUCAAAAAGGAAGGAGCAGAAAACUUCCAAUAGAGAAUCUCGCGAACGGCGGAAACGGCGUGCUGAGCCUGAGACCCAUCUCGACGAGAAGAUUGUAGGCAGCAGUCACAAGAUUGAGGAUUUGGAGUCGGAUGACGAUGCAAACUACAUCUACAAUAUAUCCUCGUCUGCAACCUCCUCGGCCGAGUCCGAACUGGAAUCAGACGAGGAAGAAGCCUUCAGCGAUUCAGAAUCAGAAGCCGAUGACCACGGACGCCUGCAGUCGAUUUCGAAAAUCCGGGCAAUCAGAUUCAGCAAUUACGAGAUUGAGACGUGGUAUACGGCGCCUUAUCCGGAAGAGUAUAACCGUCGUUCUCUGCUGUUUAUCUGCGAGUAUUGUCUAAAGUACAUGUCCUCGGAGUACGUCAAUUGGCGACAUCAGCUGAAAUGUCCUGCGCGGCAUCCACCUGGAGACGAAAUCUAUCGGUCGGGAGACGUCUCGAUCUUUGAAGUCGACGGGCGCAAAAAUCCAAUGUACUGCCAGAACCUCUGUCUGCUUGCCAAGCUCUUUCUCGGCUCCAAGACCCUGUACUACGACGUCGAGCCUUUUCUGUUUUACAUCAUGACCGAGACCGACGACCGCGGCUGUCAUUUCGUCGGCUACUUUUCAAAGGAGAAACUGACGACAUCAAACUAUAACGUAUCAUGCAUUCUCACUUUACCAAUCUACCAGCGCAAGGGCUACGGAAACUUCCUGAUCUCGUUCUCGUACCUUCUCACGCGGACAGAGGGGAAGGUAGGUACCCCCGAAAAGCCGUUGUCGGACCUCGGUCUUCUUUCCUACCGUAACUACUGGAAACAGACAAUGUGCUACCAACUCCACGAGAUCUUCGAAUCCGGCUCUGACAGCGGCACAAACACAAUCAGCAUCGCAAAGCUCUCCGAACGCACAGGCAUGACAUCCGACGACGUCGUCUGCGGUCUCGAAGCUCUAAACGCGAUCGUACGCGAUCCGCGAACAGGGCGCUACGCGAUCCGCGUCGACCGCGCGCUCGUCGAGCUCGCGAUUGCAAAGUGGGAAGCGAAGGGAUACAUCAGGCUCGAGCCGGAUAAGCUUAUUUGGACGCCGCUGGUGAUUGGUCGCGCGGGAGGGAUAAAUUCGUUGAGCUAUAGUACGGCGGCGUGGCAGGUUGGGACGGCGGCUGGAAGCUCGACUGCGAGGAGCGUGUAUGUGCCAACACCUGCUGAGCCGGUUGCUGAGGGUAGUGCGGAGGACCAAGAAGCUGCUGAAGAGGAGGAUGAGCAGCAGGUUGACACAACUCUGGAUGUGAACGAAGAGACUACAGAAGAAGCACAGCAAGAAGCGCCGGACGCGCCCGAAGACUCUGCUCAGAUCACAUCCGCUGUCUCAGAGACUGAAGCCCCCGUCCAAGAAAUUGAAGAACAGCCGUCGAUCCCGCCUUCGCGGUACACUAUCGUACCCCCUCAGUCUCUGGCCGGAGUACCUCGGUCACGUCUCUGGACUCUGGACCACAGAGUCGAGUACGCGCGCGAGCAGCGCAAGCGCCGCCGUCUGGAAACCGAAGGAGUCGCCGAAGAGCUCGAACGGCGGCAAGCCAGAGCUGCGCCAGAGACACCUCGCGUCCAACGGACGUUGCGCGCGCGACAGUCGCCUCAGACUGUUGUGGCUCACGAAUCUACAAGAGCGACGAGGAGCGCCGGGGUCGUACCUGACACCGAACUUGCGACGACGCCACAUCGACAAAUGCGAAGAAGACUUUGAGCUUGCUACUCUCCGCAUUCUCGUUAGCUUCCCGUCCUCUCUCCUUUCUUCUUUUUUCGGAUUU
Messenger RNA from Myxozyma melibiosi, 3722 nucleotides. RefSeq lists its product as uncharacterized. Bases 347 to 3658 code for a protein of 1103 amino acids. Gene Ontology annotation, cellular component: chromatin. The record is from RefSeq and is a predicted model, not a curated record. Gene Ontology annotation, biological process: negative regulation of DNA-templated transcription; positive regulation of transcription by RNA polymerase II. Lineage: Eukaryota; Fungi; Ascomycota; Lipomycetes; Lipomycetales; Lipomycetaceae. Gene Ontology annotation, molecular function: transcription coregulator activity; histone acetyltransferase activity. The transcript has 3 exons.